AAACGGAUAUGACUAAUUAAAAAACACUAGGCCAGAAACGAAAGUAGAUAACCCAAAGAAAACAAAACAGACAACACAAUCCUUCAACCUUAGCAAGAACCACUUCAAUGGCUUCCAUGAAGCCAUUUUCACCACUUUCUUCACCAUUAAACCACACAAUUUCUUCACUAAAACCAUCAUUUUUCUUCAAACCCGUCUCCGAUAUCUCGUUUUCUUCACAAUUCGGUCGAGAAAGAGGCCAUGUUGCAGUCUCGGUAGCAUUCAAUCCAAGUGGGAACUUUGACCUCUCUUUAUAUGAUGAACAAGAAAAUGUAGAACCAGCCCCUCCACCAAUGCCUCCAAAAGAAGGUAGAUAUGAAGUAAUAAUCAACAAUGAGACAAUUCGCUGCCUAAAUUUAUCACCAUUUUCUGAUGCCACUGGGAUUACAACAACUUCAUCCGUUGAUCCAAGGGAAUUUCUCGAACGCACGAUAGGAUUCACGAUUAACUAUAAUCGAAACGAUGAACAUGAUAUUCGAGAACUAUCCGAAUUCCCGGAUAUAAGGUUAUGGUUUGUUAGACUUGAUGCUACAUAUCCAUGGCUUCCAGUCCUACUAGACUGGCGAGCCGGAGAACUUGCGCGCUACGCAGCCAUGUUAGUACCUCACCAGAUGAGUAUGAGAAUGGGAGUGGUGUUCAAUCCUGAGGCAUUAGAAUUGUUCAUAAUGAAGAAAGUGUUUAUAACAUACUCUUGGUUGAAAGAAAAUGACAUCCCAAAGCCUAGAUUGAAGGUUAAAGACAUGGCAAGGAUGCUUGGGUUUGGGAUCGGAGACGAGCUGUUUGAUAUGAUCGAUCGAUUUCCAGAUUCGUGUCCAUAAGUUCGGAUUGACAUACACUUUCAUCUCCAAACUCGAACUUCAACAUGAUUUAUCGAUGACUUGUUUUAUCUUUGAUAGGAUACUUAAUUAAUUUAUUUUAUAAUUAAGUAAAUGAUACCCAAAACCGCAAA
Molecule: messenger RNA, 988 nt
Organism: Helianthus annuus (common sunflower)
Lineage: Eukaryota; Viridiplantae; Streptophyta; Magnoliopsida; Asterales; Asteraceae
Product: protein CHLORORESPIRATORY REDUCTION 6, chloroplastic
Exons: 4
Coding region: 108-857 (249 amino acids)
Biological process (GO): NAD(P)H dehydrogenase complex assembly
Cellular component (GO): chloroplast
Source: RefSeq, a predicted model, not a curated record